Chelmon rostratus (copperband butterflyfish) is the source of this 2263-nucleotide messenger RNA. It is a transcript of the gene imp3, whose product is annotated as IMP U3 small nucleolar ribonucleoprotein 3. Gene Ontology annotation, biological process: rRNA processing. The record is from RefSeq and is a predicted model, not a curated record. Gene Ontology annotation, molecular function: snoRNA binding; rRNA binding; structural constituent of ribosome. Gene Ontology annotation, cellular component: small ribosomal subunit; Mpp10 complex; small-subunit processome. The transcript is spliced from 7 exons. NCBI's taxonomy places the organism in Eukaryota, Metazoa, Chordata, Actinopteri, Chaetodontiformes, Chaetodontidae. Bases 171 to 722 code for a protein of 183 amino acids.
UAGGGAAGUUUAGUGCUAACAGUAGAUGACGCUGUAACCCGUGUUGACUCGAAGUUCGGCCUUAAUUUGUCACCGAAGAAGAAGUACACGUGUUUCCUGUGUUUCUACGUUAUGCAGCAGAGGAAGGAGGCUGUCUUGUAAAUACAUUAUUAAAUAUAUAAGGCGUAAAAAUGGUUCGCAAAUUGAAGUACCAUGAACAGAAGCUCUUGAAGAAGGUAGACUUCAUUAAUUGGGAGGUAGACAACAACCUGCACGAGGUCAAAGUGUUGCGGAGGUAUCGCAUCGAAAAGAGGGAGGACUACACCAAGUACAACAAGCUGAGUCGCAAUAUCAGAGACUUGGCCCAGAAAAUCAGAGACCUGGAUGAGAAAGAUGGCUUCAGAGCUCAGAGCUCACAUCGCCUGCUGGAAAAACUGUACAGUAUCGGUCUCCUCCCCACCAAACAGAAUCUGUCCCUCACAGAGAAAGUCACAGCCUCUUCAUUCUGCAGGAGGAGGCUGCCCAGCAUCAUGCUUAACCUUCGUAUGGCUCAGAACCUGAAAACAGCCAUCACCUUCAUUGAGCAAGGACAUGUGCGUGUUGGCCCAGAGAUCAUCACAGAUCCAGCAUUUCUAGUCACAAGAAAUAUGGAAGAUUUUGUCACUUGGGUGGACUCCUCCAAGAUCAAGCAGCAUGUUAUGAACUACAAUGAUGAGAGGGACGACUUUGAUCUGCUGGCAUAAAUCUAUUGUCAGACAUUUGUCAAUCACCAUGGAGGACAGGAGAGGGACAAGAAAUCUGCUCCUACAACUUGAGUGAAUAACUGCCAGGAGUCAACAGUUUGAAUCUCUGAUAAACUUGGAAACUGUGGGAAGAAAAUAAGUGCUCUCAACACAACAGAAGGAGCGCACUUCCAGACUCGUUUGCUGAACAUGUCUCUAGAUGCCUAAAAAUCGGAUCUAAUUACAGAUCAUCCAAAAUAUCAGAAUUUGGAGGUCCAGUGAUUCAUUAGAGUCUGUAGUCAUCAUUAUAACCAUUUGGCUCUAUACUCUAAACCUGCUCAAGAGCACAGAGUCUCAGUUGUUUCCUCCUCAUUUUUCCAGCAGAGCCACUCCAGCAUUGGCCACAGCGUCACUGGUUGUACAGAGCAGCUUCUAGAGUCAUGUAGGUGUGACUGUUCCUUCUCCUGCAACACCAAGUUUUCUCUGCAUGUGUAUAAUAUUUGUGUGAACAUCAGCUGGCCUCCAGGGUUCAUAUGUACGGGAGCAUGGAAAUGCUGGUUCAUGUGUGUAUAUACCAUAGAUAGAAGAACUGUCAGUCUGUUCAAAUUAACAUACUUUUCAUAAAUACACCUGCAAAAUAGAAUUUUUUGAUAAAUAUUUAAUAUUUUUAAUAAGACUUUGUUACAAUGUAAACUUUGUGAACAAUAAACAUUCUUUUAUCACAGUAAUUAAGAAUUUUUACAAAACCUCUUUCUCCUUAAUGUUGAAACUCUUAAAGAAACCCCUGGACCAGUGUGUAAAUGCUAAUUUAUCAACACCCUGCUCUUAUUAUUCCAGUAAACAGGUACAUGAACUCAGCAUGAAGCAUUUGCUUUUAUAAUGUACAUAGAAAAGCCCCAUUACUGACCAGUGGCUCAGUUUAUACUGAAUACAUAAUGUAAGUCAAAGCUGGACAAAGUAGGAGACAGACUGUAUAUGACCUCUUAAAGGCACCCUGAUAUAUAACGGAAAUGUCAACAGGAUCAGUUUAAAUGCUGAGAAAAAAAGCUUCUCCCUUAUGUCAAAGUCUUUGAGAGUCUCAGAGCCACCAGAAACGCACAUAGAUGAGGAGUGUGAUGAAGAACACUGCCACAGCGGCCACCUUGGCAUACGUGGAGCGGGUGUUGAGAUAUUUGGCAUCGCUGCGGUACUUCUUCGACAUUGUGGACAGAUUGCUGGCUUUUGUAUCGAGAGCUGUAGGAAGGAAGUAUCGAGAUGAAUGGGACAUUUUCUUAGCACUAAAUGUGCAUUAAGUGUUGCAAAUAUUUAGGUCAGCAGGGACAGCUUACAAAACAAAUACAUCGAUCACAAAAGUUCCUGUGAAUAAAAUCAACACGUCUGACACACAAACAAAAGAUGUAUCUUUUCUCAAAGGCAGUAACAGCAAAAUGUGGUUGGCUACAUUAGAUCAUCAGAUGUUGUUCUUUAUUUUCUAUUACUGCUUACCUGAAAGAGCCUCUCCUCUCUGCAGAACUUCCUCGAUAUUUGCCACCAUGAUUCUCUGGACAUCCUGUAGCUCUGUG